AUGCCGAGUCUGGUUGUGCCGGGGAUCAUGGAGCGGAACGGGGGCUUCGGGGAGCUGGGCUGCUUCGGGGGUCGCGCCAAGGAGAGGGGGCUCCUGGGGGACGAUCGCGCCCUGCAGCUGGCCCUCGACCAGCUCUGCCUGCUGGGCUUCGGGGAGACCCCCGCCCCGCCCGGGGGGGCAGCGGGGGCGGGAGGGGCGGCGGGAGGGGGAGCGGGGGGCUCCCCCAACGCCCCCAACCCCGGGCCCCCCGCCCCGGACGGAGACGACGGCGACGACCACCACGGGGGCGGCGGGGGGGACGCCCCCUCCCCCAGCCCCCCGCCCCCGGGACCCCCGGGACCCCCGGGACCCCCCCCUCCCCCUCCCCCCCCUCCCCCUCCUCCGCCCCCUCCGCCCCCUCCUCCGGGCCCCCCGAGCCCCCAGACCCCCGAGCCCGGGGUUGGGGGUGGGGGUCCCCCCCCGGGGGUCCCGGGGGUCCCGGGCCCGAAGCUGUGCGCCCUGGCCUACAAAGAGGCGGAGUUCCGCCUGAAGAGCAGCUGCAACACCACCGAGUGCGUCCCGGUCCCCAGCUCCGAGCACGUCGCGGAGAUCGUGGGGCGACAAGGUUGUAAGAUCAAGGCGCUGCGGGCCAAGACCAACACGUACAUCAAGACGCCCGUGCGCGGCGAGGAGCCCGUGUUCAUGGUGACCGGCCGGCGGGAGGACGUGGCCACGGCCCGGCGGGAGAUCAUGUCGGCGGCCGAGCACUUCUCCAUGAUCCGCGCGUCGCGCCACAGGGCGGGCGCGGCGGCCUCCUCGGCGGCGGCGGCGGCCGGCGGGUCCUCGGCCUUCUGCGGGCCCGGCGGCGGCGGCGGCGGCGGCGGCGGCGGCCCGGGCUUGCCGGGCCAGGUGACCAUCCGCGUGCGGGUCCCCUACCGCGUGGUGGGACUGGUGGUCGGGCCCAAAGGGGCCACGGUGAAGCGGAUCCAGCAGCAGACCAGCACUUACAUCGUGACGCCCAGCCGCGACCGCGACCCCGUGUUCGAGAUCACGGGCGCCCCGGGCAGCGUGGAGCGGGCGCGGGAGGAGAUCGAGACCCACAUCGCCGUGCGCACCGGCAAGAUCCUGGACUACGGCGGCGACGCCGACUUCCUGCCCCCGCUCAGCCCCGAGCCCGGGCCCGAGGGCCGGCCCGCCGACGCCUGGCGGCUCCCGGGGGCCGGCGGGCGGGCCCCGGGCGGCCCCCGCUCGGCCGGCCUGGGCUGCCUCGGGGACGGCGGCGCCGAGAUGGCCGGCGACCUCGGCUACGGCUACCUCUUCCCCGGCUACGGGGUGGGCAAGCAGGACGUCUACUACGGGCUGGCGGACGGCAGCCCCCCGCUCUGGGCCGGCCAGGAGGGGUCCGUCCUGUUCGCCGCGGCGGCGGCGGCGGCCCAGGCCCAGGCCCAGGCCCAGGUGGCCCCGGCCCGGCCCGGCGGCGGCCCCCACCGCCCGCCUUCGUCGUCCUCGUCGUCCUCGCCCGGGGGAGGCCUGGACCUGCCGGGCCUGGCCGCCCGCCGGGCCCCCGGGGACCCGCUGACCGUCUUCCCCAAGCUGGGCGCGGGCGUGCUCAGGACCCCGGCGCCCGGCGCCCGCGACUGCGUGGUCUGCUGCGAGAGCGAGGUCACGGCCGCCCUGGUCCCCUGCGGACACAACCUGUUCUGCAUGGAGUGCGCCGUGCGCAUCUGCGAGCGGACGCAGCCCGUGUGCCCCGUCUGCCACAGCUCCGCCACGCAGGCCAUCCGAAUAUUCUCCUAG
Molecule: messenger RNA, 1776 nt
Organism: Tachyglossus aculeatus (Australian echidna)
Lineage: Eukaryota; Metazoa; Chordata; Mammalia; Monotremata; Tachyglossidae
Gene: MEX3A
Product: mex-3 RNA binding family member A
Exons: 2
Coding region: 1-1776 (591 amino acids)
Molecular function (GO): RNA binding
Source: RefSeq, a predicted model, not a curated record